AUGACCAUUGCCUCUAGAGCUCUCUUUCUCUUCCAGAAAUCAAUCGCAAAAGCAAGCACUGUAACAACAACACAAAAGUCCCAAGACUGGAGAACCCAAUUCAAACAAACCCAAUUAGUUUCCCAAAUUUCCUCUAUUCUCUUGCAAAGACAAACAAAUCAAUGGCCUUUACUUCUCAAGAACCUCAAACUUUGUUCUUCACAGUUUACUCCAUCUCUCUUCCUACAAAUCCUCCACAACACCCAAGACAACCCACAAGUCUCUCUACGCUUCUUCCACUAUGCCAAGAACAAUCUUGGGUUCCAACCUGAUGCCAAAGUUCUUUGUACACUUGUGUAUAUACUUCUCGGGUCCGGACUAUCCAGACCCGCAAAACCCAUCUUGGAUACUCUCAUUCAAACAUACCCACCAGCCCAAAUUGUAGGUUUCUUGAUUCAGUCAUUGAAAGCUGGUGAAAUUCACAUUCAGUCUUCAGUCUUGAGCUCAGUUCUUGAAUGUUAUUGCAAUAAAGGUUUGUUCUUGGAAGCUCUUCAGGUUUAUCAAAUAGUUAGAGAAUAUGGCUAUUUUGUGUCUGUUAAUUGUUGUAAUACAUUGCUUAAUUUACUGCUCAGUAAGAAUGAUUUAAGACUGGGUUGGUGUUAUUAUGGUUCUAUUAUUCGUAAUGGGGUUCAGGAGAAUGUGGUUACAUGGUCUUUAAUUGCUCAGAUGCUUUGUAAAGAUGGGAAAUUUGAGAAAAUUGUUGCUAUUCUAGACAAGGGGGUAUGUAGUCCUCUUAUUUACAACAUACUCAUAGACUGUUACUCUGAGAGAGGGAAGUUUGAUGCUGCGUUUGGUUAUUUAAAUGAUAUGUAUAGUGAACGCAUUGAUCCAACCUUUAGUACUUUUAGCUCAAUUCUUGAUGGUGCUUGCAAAUAUCAAAAUGCCCAAGUGAUUGAAUCAGUGAUGAGUUCCAUGGUGGAAAAAGGACAUCUCCCGAAAGUUGUGACACCUGACUAUGAUUCUGUGAUUCAAAAGUUCUCUGGUAUUGGAAAAGCAUAUGCAGCUGAAUUGUUUUUCAGGGAAGCUUAUGAAAAAAGCAUUAAGCUACAAGACAAAACUUAUGGCUCUAUGCUAAGGGCAUUCUCCAAGGAAGGUAAAGCUGAAGAUGCUAUUUGGAUGUACAACAUUAUAGUCGAGAGAAAAAUAUUCAUCAAUGGCAAAUGCUAUAGUGCCUUUAUGAGUGUCCUAUGCAAUGAAAUUCCAUCAGUGGAAGUUAGCAGUUUGUUGAAAGACUUGAUAGGAAGAGGAUUUGUACCUCCCGUAUCUCAAGUAUCUAAAUUUAUAGUUUCUCAAUGUGAAAAGCAUCAGUGGAAAGAAGCUGAGGAGCUUCUGAAUGUAAUUUUUCAAAAAGGACUUCAGUUUGAAUCUUUUUGUUGCUGCUCUUUGGUGCGGCACUAUUGCUUUAGCAGAAGGAUUGAUUCUGCCAUUUCUUUACAUACUGAACUAGAGAGACUUGGUGUUGCUUUAGAUGUAGAGACCUAUGGUUUACUACUUGACAGACUGUUUAAAUCAAGACGGCAUGAAGAAGCUCUAAAGAUCUUCGAUUACAUGAGAACACAUGAUAUGUUAAGCAGCGGAAGUUUUUCAAUCAUGAUCAGAGGGCUAUGUCAGGAAGAGGAGUUUAGAAAAGCAAUGAGACUGCAUGAUGAUAUGUUGAAAUUGGGGUUUAAACCUGACAAAAAAGCGUAUAAACGUUUGAUUUCUGGGUUUGGCUAA
Solanum lycopersicum (tomato) is the source of this 1755-nucleotide messenger RNA. Lineage: Eukaryota; Viridiplantae; Streptophyta; Magnoliopsida; Solanales; Solanaceae. The record is from RefSeq and is a predicted model, not a curated record.